Molecule: messenger RNA, 2481 nt
Organism: Marchantia polymorpha subsp. ruderalis
Lineage: Eukaryota; Viridiplantae; Streptophyta; Marchantiopsida; Marchantiales; Marchantiaceae
Source: the annotation of a GenBank genome assembly
ACUAAAGCUUGGGUUCUCAAGGACCCCAACGUCGACAGCUUCGAGGACGAGCGAGCGAUGGCGCAGACGGAGCUCGCCCUGCCCAGCGGCCGAUUGCAGCGCUGCGCUCUCGCGGUGCUGCUGCUGUUUCUGGGGAAUGUCGCGUGUGGCGCCGAGGCUCUCCGAAGGCCUCCAUCGCUGCGAUCUCGACCUCGGCCUGCGCAGAUCCGUGUGGGAGGGGCGACGUGGACGCAGAGCUAUUCGUGGGAGACGAGGUGGUACGAGCAGAGGCUGGACCAUUUCAGUUCGAGAAACGCCACCUUCCAGCAGAAGUUUCUGCUGCGAGCCCAGGAAUGGGGCGGGGCGGAGUCGAAGGCCCCGAUUUUCUUGUACUGUGGCAACGAAGGGAACAUCGAGUGGUUCGCCGAGAACACAGGGUUUCUGUUCGACAUAGCUCCCCGUUACAAAGCUCUGCUCGUGUUCCCGGAGCACAGGUAUUAUGGCGAAUCCAUGCCGUUCGGAAGUCAGCAAGCAGCUUACAAGGACGCCGACUCUCUGGCUUAUCUGAACACUGAGCAAGCUCUGGGCGACUUCGUCACUCUCAUCACGGAUCUGAAGCGUAACCUGUCAGCUGAAGCUUGCCCCGUGGUGCUGUUCGGUGGAUCCUAUGGAGGCAUGUUGGCUGCAUGGAUGCGGCUCAAGUAUCCCCACAUUGCAAUCGGAGCCCUCUCGUCGUCUGCUCCGAUUUUGCAGUUCGAGGAUGUGGCAUCGCCCUACUCCUUCACCGACACAGUGAGUGCCAAUUUCAAGGCCGCCAGCGAGUCAUGCUACCAAACCAUCAGGGACUCGUGGACUUUGAUGGAACGGUUGGGUUCAACAAAGGAAGGGCUGCGUAAGUUGAGCAGCCAGUUCCACAUGUGCACUGAUCUGCAUGAUUCGGGUGAACUGGGCGCCUGGACUGACAAUGCUUAUGCGUAUGUUUCCAUGGUAAAUUACCCUUAUCCGUCAUCAUUCCUGCAGAAUUUGCCAGCCUACCCUAUCAACGAGAUGUGUAAGGCAAUGGAUUCGAUUCCUGAGUCGGAUGCCAUGGCCAGGAUUUUUGCAGCGAUGGAUGUGUACUACAAUUACACGGGAGAUCUGGCGUGCUUCGACAUUUAUGACGAUCCUCACGGCAUGAGUGGUUGGGACUGGCAAGCUUGUACGGAGAUGGUUAUGCCUCAGAGUAACCGGAAUACGAGCAUGUACUUGCCUUUCGAGUGGAAUUUCGAGGACUUCGCCUACUGGUGCGAGAAGAACUAUGGGGUGAGACCGCGAUCUCACUGGAUUGUGGAGGAAUUCGGUGGCCAUGAUAUAGAGGCCGUCUUGAAGAGGUUUGGUAGCAACAUUGUCUUCUCGAAUGGAUUGGUUGAUCCGUGGAGUGGAGGCGGUGUCCUGAAGAACAUAUCUGAUUCGAUUGUGGCUCUGGUCACCGCCGAGGGAGCACAUCAUUUAGACCUCCGGGCAAUUCAGCCUGAAGUCGACCCUCAGUGGUUAGUUGACCAGCGAAAUGCGGAAUUACAACAUAUCGACAGGUGGCUGCUUGAGUUCUACGCGGACAGGGAUGAUGGGCAUGCGGAACAGGCUUGACGGAACUUCUGUGAAACUUCGGGCCGCUUGGUCAGCAACAAGCAAUAAGCGCUUUCCGUGGUUUCCGGUCAAUCUCAGAGGUCACUCUUGUACACCAUGCUCUGCGAUGACAAGCAAAAGAACAGGUGGCAAAGUUGAGGCUCUGCUUCCUUGUACAGAUUGGCAACAACGCAUCGGUGCACAUCAAUUUGAGCUGUGUGUGACAAAGAUGGGUUGAAAUAUGGUAGCAUCCUCACCAAUAAUUAUAAGUUGUAUUAAAAUUCAGUUUCGAUCUUGCGAUAUACAAUGAGCCGUAGACACUUCUCAAAUGUGUCUGUGAAACGUCUUGGUUGUGAACAUCCCUCUAGGGUCACAGCUGUCAGCUACGCGUGCUCAGAUUAACUGCAACCUCUGUGACUAUAUUACAUACCCAAUUACCUGUACAUUGAUUUGCAAUGGGCAAUUACAUCGGAAUUUCCUUAAGACCUAAUAUCUAAAAUUCCCAGCGCUCAAGCUGAACUUCGGCUUCCGACAGAUCCUUCUGUGCUUUCUUUCUGCGGUAGAAGAUAGGGCAGUCCCGGCUGUCACAGAAGAGAGUCAGUUAUUGACUUCCAUACAGGGUCAGCUUGCAGUAGGUACAAGAAGAAGCAUACACUAUGAUGGAAAACAUUCACUGUCGGAGAUGGUAGUGGUUGCCUCCUUCAGUCGGUAGAUGAAUACAGCAGGGCUAGUUACGUCAAACACGUACCAGAGAAUGCAUGAGGUUUCGAAACUUGGUUAAGGCUUUACCUCGUGCACAGAACAUCUUGAUGGAGAGAUCCUUGGCACCGUUGGCACUGAGUCCAUAAACUGUUGAAAAGCUGCUCCAGCUCCCUAACUAAAACACGUUGAAUUGUG